GAGAGUUUAGCCCUUUCCAUAUUGGGCUAAAAGGUGGUUAAAUCUCGUCCCAAGCAAGCCUUCUCUUGGCUCGAAGAAGGCUUGUGGGAAAACGCAGAUAUAUAAAUAUGUAUAUGUUGUUGUUGUUGUUGAUUUUGUUAUGUAGGCGGUGGUGGAUUAAUAUGUUGGUGAAAAUGAUACGGUGGUGGUGGAUAAUGGCGCUGCGAUUGGCGGAGGUAUUUGUGUGCGCCGCGAUUCAUAUGGGAUAUGGGUUUUACAUAUUCACCACCGCCGUGGCCGGCGAUGUAUCUCAGGCCUGGAGCGACUGGUUUUUCAAGCCCAAUGUGGAGACUGGGCUCAAAGCUCAGGUUUCAAUGGCGACAACCACCGUUAAUGAUCUACCUCCCAUUGUGUUGGUUCAUGGGAUCUUUGGUUUUGGCAAAGGGAGAUUGGGAGGGUUAUCUUAUUUUGCUGGAGCAGAGAAGAAGGAUAAUAGGGUUCUUGUGCCUGAUUUGGGGUCACUCACUAGCAUUUAUGAUAGGGCUCGGGAAUUGUUUUAUUAUUUGAAAGGAGGAAUUGUUGAUUAUGGAGAAGAACAUAGCAGGAAUUGUGGGCACUCCCAAUUUGGACGAGUUUAUGAACAAGGGCAUUACCCUGAGUGGGAUGAGGAUCACCCUAUUCACUUUGUUGGACAUUCGGCUGGUGCCCAGGUUGUUCGUGUUUUACAGCAAAUGUUGGCUGACAAGGCAUUCGCGGGAUAUGAAAAAACUUCAGAGAAUUGGAUCAUAAGCAUAACGUCGUUAUCUGGAGCAUUCAAUGGGACAACAAGAGCAUACCUAGAUGGCAUGGAACCUGGAGAUGGGAAGGCUAUGAAAACCGUCUCUCUACUCCAGAUUUGUCGGGUUGGAGUGCUAAUUUACGAGUGGCUUGACAUCCGUUGGCUGAAGGCGUACUACAACUUUGGGUUUGAUCAUUUCAAUCUCUCCCGGGGGAAGAUUGGCGUUUGGGGUCUUGUCGGGUGCCUGUUGGGUAAAUCCGGUCCCUUUGCUUCGGGGGACUGGAUAUUGCCCGACCUCACUAUCCAAGGGUCCAUCAAACUGAACACGGGCUUACAUACAUUUCCCAAUACAUACUACUUCAGCUAUGCUACAAAGCGUACGAGGAAAAUUAUGGGCAUUAGUGUUCCUUCGGGCGUUCUUGGCAUACACCCUAUGCUACUUAUCAGAGUCCUCGAGAUGAGCCAGUGGCGACACCCUUCUGAUGUCCCGGUUCCUUAUAAAGGUUACAGAGAUCAAGAUUGGUGGGAAAACGACGGGGCACUCAACACAAAAUCCAUGAUGUACCCUUGCUUGCCGGUUGAGCAUCCAAGCCAGUUCGUCGUAAAGGAUUCUGAAUGCCAGCCUUUGCAACCGGGCAUUUGGUAUUACAAGGUUGUUGAAGGCGACCACAUUCUGUUCAUCGUGAACCGGGAGAGGGCUGGAGUUCAAUUCGAUUUGAUAUACGACAGCAUAUUUGAGCGAUGCAGGAAACAUGCGUUUAGGAAGAUUCCAACGUUACCAAACCAAACAGCACAAUAGUUAACAGGCUGGAUAUCUGUCUUGGUAAACUACUACUGUCUGCUUUGGCUAGACUAGAAGAGAGUACUGCAAUAUAUAUAUAUAUACUUCAGUAGUAAUAUGAAUGUAUGUAAUUAUGUAAAUAUGAAUGUAUAGAUAUACUUCUCUGAUCUUCAUUGGUGCUUUUUUGGAUUGCAACUUCUGCUUCUCUGUAUCAUAUAGCCAACUCUAGUUUGUAGGAUUCUGAAGAACAAUGUAACCAAGUGUGUAAACACUUACAGGAUUUCAUAGCUACUUUCUCAAUCUACUGAAGCACAAAGAGCCAAUACUGCCCCCACGGGGGCUAUUAUAAUGUUCA
Messenger RNA from Ipomoea nil (Japanese morning glory), 1893 nucleotides. Its product is annotated as lipase-like. Lineage: Eukaryota; Viridiplantae; Streptophyta; Magnoliopsida; Solanales; Convolvulaceae. The transcript has 8 exons. The coding region runs from base 108 to 1556 and encodes 482 amino acids. The record is from RefSeq and is a predicted model, not a curated record.